Messenger RNA from Fukomys damarensis (Damara mole-rat), 3479 nucleotides. It is a transcript of the gene Kansl1l, whose product is annotated as KAT8 regulatory NSL complex subunit 1 like. The transcript has 15 exons. NCBI's taxonomy places the organism in Eukaryota, Metazoa, Chordata, Mammalia, Rodentia, Bathyergidae. Bases 210 to 3170 code for a protein of 986 amino acids. Gene Ontology annotation, cellular component: NSL complex. Gene Ontology annotation, molecular function: histone acetyltransferase binding. The record is from RefSeq and is a predicted model, not a curated record.
AGGAUUUUUGAGGAAUGCUAACCUUGAAGUUUGUUGUUUUGGGAUGUUCUGAAGUAGGAGUCGGUCUUUUUGGAAACACUGGGAGUGUCUUUGGUAGCAAAGACUAGAAGAAAGCUGCAUGUUUUGAUCGUUUUAGAAAUCACAGGAAAGCAUGAGGCUGCUUUACAGCUAAGACAGCAGGUUUCCAGUAAUUAUCUGCAAGAAUCGCCAUGACCCCAGCUCUGAGGGAAGCAACAGCAAAGGGUAUCUGCUUUUCAUCUUUGCCAAGAAGCAUGGAGUCUGACAAGUUACUAUGUAUGGAAAGUGCAAGAACUAUAGAUGAAAAUCUAAAGGGAGAUGCUUUCUCUCAAUUGCUGGGAUUUCCGACUCCUGAACCUACUCUUAACACUAAUUUUGUGAAUUUAAAACAUUUUGGCUCCCCCCAGCCUUCCAAACAUUAUCAGACAGUUCUUUUAAUGAGUUCUAAUUCUACUUUAAAUAAAUACAAUGAGAAUUGUAAACAAAAGAAAUCAGGAGAGACCAACUGCAAUAAACUGAGAAACAUACUGCGUAAUGGCAGCAACAUUCAGCUCAGUAAAAUGUGCCAUUCUCGUUCUGAAGAGUUCAUUAAAAAGGAGCCUCUAUCAGAUACAAGCCAGUGCAUGAAAGAUAUACAAAUCAUUUUGGAUUCAAAUCUAACCAAAGAUACUAAUAUAGAUAAAGCACAACUGCAAAACUGUAAACAGUUCCAAAAGAAUACCCUUCUGGAUAAAGUUACUGAUGCUGACAUUAAAAAGGGUUUAUUGUGUUGUGCUCAAAAGAAAAUUGGACCUGGCCUCUCAGAUGUGCCUAAUAGUUCCUCAGUUGCUGAGAAAGAGGAGGAAGUGAAUGCUCGUUUACUUCACUGUGUAAGCAAACAGAAAAUUUUACUUAGCCAGGCUAGAAGAACACAGAAACAUUUGCAGAUGCUCUUGGCAAAGCACGUUGUUAAGCACUAUGGUCAGCAAAUGAAAUUUUCUAUGAAACAUCAGCUGCCCAAAGGGCGUUUUCAUGAAUCUACCACAGUUUUGGAUAACAGUUUACCUAAAUGUCCUGAGAUUAAGCCAGAAGUCAACAUAUUGACUGCAGAGAAUAAAUUGUGGGAUGAUGCACAAAAUGGCUUUACUCGGUGUAUGGCUGCAGAAAUCCAGAGAUUUGCACUGUCGGCUACAGGGCUAUUGUCUCAUGUUGAAGAGGGUCUGGAUUCUGAUGCAACUGAUAGCAGCUCUGAUGACGAGUUGGAUGAAUAUACCAUUAGAAAAAAUGUGUCAGUUAACUGUAGUACUGAAUGGAAGUGGCUUGUAGACAGAGCAAGAGUUGGCAGCAGAUGGACCUGGCUUCAAGCCCAGAUUUCAGAGCUAGAAUACAAAAUCCAACAACUAACAGAUGUUCAUAGGCAGAUUCGUGCCUCCAAGGGGAUAGUGAUCCUAGAAGAAUGUCAGCUUCCAAAAGAUAUUUUGAAAAAACAAAUACAGUUUGCAGACCAAUCACCUUCAUUAAAUACUACAGAGACUCUUCAGGUUCCCCAAAGGAGUCAAGAGCCUUUACCAGAACAAGAUUUUGAAAUGUCACCAAGCAGCCCUACACUACUUCUUCGAAACAUAGAAAAGCAGAGUGCACAGUUGACUGAGAUCAUCAACAGUUUGAUUGCACCUCUCAACUUAUCUCCAACUUCAUCACCCCUCUCCUCCAAAUCCUGCAGCCAUAAAUGUUUCACUAAUAGCAUUUCCAGAAGUUCUUCAGAAAAUUUAGAGGAGCUCUCUUCCUCCACUAGCUGGUUACUUAAUCAGAAGCACAGCAAGAAGAGGAAAAAAGACAGGAUAAGAUUGAAAUCUCCAUCUUUGACUAUCAUGAGCACAGCAGCCCGAACAAGACCACUUCAGAGUUUCCAAAAACGAAAACUCUACAGAUUGAGCCCCACUUUUUAUUGGGCUCCUCAGAUUAUGCAUUCAAAAGCAACAUCAUUUUUCAGUCCUACACAAAUGCCUUGCCUGCAGUCACCUGCAGCUGGGAUUAACUGUGAACACAACUCCAAGUCUCAGAUGUUAAGAGAACAUGUUGCAGACUUAGAUUCCUCUUUCCAUCCUGUCCUGUCAUUGCCGUCAGAUGUGCCUCUUCAUUUUCACCUUGAAACAUUAUUUAAAAACAAUGAAAUCAGAGGAGAUCUUGCUGCAAAUCAAACUGUAGGUGGCUGUAUCUUAUCACCAUCACCUGUGCAGAGUACUUCUUUGAAUCAAUGGAGAAAUGGAUAUUCACCUAUGUGUAAGCCUCCAAUAAGGUCAGAAUCUUCUAUACAACUAUUACAGGGAAGAAAGAAAAGACAUUUGAGUGAAACAGCAAUAGGAGAAAGGGAUAGAUUUGAGGAAUUUGCUUUCCAACACACAGAACCAGGAUCACAUUGCAAUUUUACUGCUGUCUCUAAUUUCAAUGUUAUAGGAAGAACCCCGAAUUCAUCAUCACAAAGUACUGCACGGCGGAGGUUAAGAAGUGAAAGCUCUUAUGACAUAGAUAACAUUGUGAUUCCUAUGUCAUUAGUAGCCCCAGCUAAGUUAGAAAAACUCCAAUAUAAGGAAAUACUGACUCCAAGCUGGAGAAUGGCUGUUCUUCAGCCUUUGGAUGAAUGUAACUUAGGUGAAGAGGUAGAAGAUUUUUCUGAUGAAGUCUUUGCUCUAAGGCACAAAAAAUAUGAAGAGAGAGAGCAAGCCAGGUGGUCACUAUGGGAACAAAGCAAGUGGCACAGAAGAAACAGCAGAGCUUACAGUAAAAAUGCUGAAGGACAGGAGAUGGUUCUAAAGGAAUCCCUGAAUGACAUCAGUGGCAGUCAGCACUGCACUGCUCCAAGUCCCCCUGAGUUGCCUGCAGCACAUCCUGACUUGUGUGCACACGGCUCACCCUUUUCAAAUGAAAGCCAAGAGUUCAAGUCUUUGUGGUGGGAACGACGGGCUUUUCCGCUGAAGGAUGAAGACACAGCAGCCUUGUCAUGCCAAGAUGAAGGAAAGGAGCAGCCCGAGAGGCCAAGUGCAGCUUUCCAUGGCGAAGUCUUUGGUACCAGUGCAUCAGAGAACAAACACCAUCCAAAAACUCAGUUAGAUGGGAUGGAAGAAUAUAAAGCCUUAGGUCUAGGACUUACUAAUGUUAAAAAAAAUAGGUGACAGGGAACAGGUUAAGAAAACUAUGUAAAUGAAGGAAAGAUAGGAGAAAAAAAAAGCGGUGUGUUGGACCUUCCACAUCUUUGCGUCCCAAUUCCAGAAUAAGAGAAUGGACUGCAUGUAUUCAUCUUUUAUGCUACCUACAAAACAGGCAAGAUAAACAUCUUUUUUCUUCCUGAAGCACAGAAGUAGCUAGUUAGCUUUUUACCUGUAGACAAAUGUUCAUCAUUUGUAUUUAUCAUACAAAUUACAAGCACCAAUAUAUUAACUUUUGCAAUUUGAUGUCCAAUCACAUUACCGCAUAAUUUUUAA